UCGCGGUGGACUGCCCAUGUGGGAGCUCCUUGUGGAGGAGACAGAGCUGUAGGUCUAUUUCUAUGGCACGGGCUUUUGGGAAUGCUGACGACCGAGCGUCCUUUUGGCGUCUUUUCUGUUUUUGUCAAAAUUAAAAUUGGCGCGAGAAGGAAAACGUGUCCAUCAAGUGUCUCAUAGUGUUUUUUUCUCUCCGAAAGCACUCAUUACGUGGGAUUAAUGGAGAUUUUUCGAAACAAAUCCACCCAUGCCAUGAAGCGUGACCCCGCUGGUCUCGUAUGGGACAGUUUCUUCAAUGGCGUGACGGCUGCUCAGAGUCGGUUUUAUCGUAAAGGACCGUGAUAUCCCCCAGAACAGCAGAACAGUAGCGCGCGUUCCGUCCCCUCCAGGACCUUUACUUUUUUAUUUGGAAGUUUUUGGAAAGUCCACAGCUCUACCUAACAAACUGGAUCUAAGAUGAAAAGCCACCGCUUUGCUCUUGCGGGCUUAUGGUGGAGCUCUUAUUGCAUGUUCCUCGUGGCGGGUAGCGGUAAUUUAGUUGAUUUUAACAACGAUCUUCAGCUGCAUCGGCGGCUGCGGACUCACGAAAAGCGAGAAAUGCAGAAGGAAAUCCUGUCCAUCCUCGGACUGCCGCACAGACCCAGACCGCAUCUGCUCAACGGCAAGUACAAUUCCGCGCCGCUUUUCAUGCUGAACCUGUACAACACGAUAAACAGCGAGGAGAGAAACGAAGUGGACGGCAUUUUAGAUCAGUAUAAGUCCAUGUUCACCACGCCGGGACCCCCUUUAGCCACAUCUCAAGACAACGCUUACUUGAACGACGCUGACAUGGUGAUGAGCUUCGUAAAUUUGGUGGAGUAUGACCGGGAGUUGUCUCCGCACAGAAGACACCAUAAGGAGUUCAAGUUCAACUUGUCUCAGAUCCCAGAGGGAGAGGCAGUUACAGCAGCAGAGUUCAGGAUCUACAAGGAAUGUGUGAGCAGUACUUUCCGCAAUGAAACUUUUCUACUCAGUGUCUUCCAGGUGGUGGGCGAACACCCAGACAGAGAUGCGGAUCUGUUUCUGUUGGAGUCCCGCCACCUGUGGGCAGUGGAAGAAGGCUGGCUAGAUUUUGACAUCACAGCCACCAGCAACCUGUGGGUUAUGAGUCCCCAUCACAAUCUGGGUCUACAGAUCAGUGUGGAGACCAGCAGUGGACAAAAUAUCAGCCCCAGAGAAGCAGGUUUAGUGGGCCGCGAUGGAGCUCUGGAGCGGCAGCCCUUCAUGGUGGCCUUCUUCAAGGUGAGCGAGGUCCAUGUCCGCACGGCCCGUUCCACAGGAAAACGCCGGCAGCAGAGCCGUAACCGCUCCAAUCAUCCACAGGAGGCGCACAAGGGCCCCGGACACACAGAUUAUAACAGCAGUGAUCAGAAGACGGCAUGCAGAAAGCAUGAGCUUUAUGUUAGCUUCAGAGAGCUGGGCUGGCAGGACUGGAUCAUUGCACCUGAAGGCUAUGCAGCCAACUACUGUGAUGGUGAAUGCUCGUUCCCACUGAAUGCUCACAUGAAUGCUACCAAUCAUGCUAUUGUACAGACACUGGUCCACCUGAUGAAUCCUGAAAACGUCCCAAAGCCAUGUUGUGCCCCCACCAAGUUGCACGCCAUCUCCGUGCUCUACUUUGAUGACAAUUCCAACGUCAUUCUGAAGAAAUACAAAAACAUGGUGGUACGCGCUUGUGGCUGCCACUGACUCUGAGGACGUCAUGCUAGCUUAUCCCCCACACCGCCCAGCGGCUGCAGCUCAGUGUGUGUGUGUGAGAGAGAGAAAGAGAGAGAGGUAACAACAGGAUAUGUUCCGUUUGUGAACAAAAAAAAUGAGAAAAAAUAUAUAAGGUGUGAAUGUUUGAAUGAUGGUAUGUAUUAAGCAUAGACUGAGUGUGUGUGUUUGUGUGUAUGUGUGUGUGCGCGCAUGCAUGUCCCUCUCCUUGCCCUGGCUGUACUGGAUGUGGGAUUAUAAAGGACUGUGUGAGGAAUGUGCUGCUUUCCCCCCCUCUUUCCUGUUCACACACAGUCAGUUCUCAUGUACCAGUUCCUAAUCCUGCUAAGUCCAGAAAAUAUGUACAGUGAUAUCUGAAUACAGAGCCGGUGCCUAGAACAGUGAACUGUCACUGAAACAUAUUAGCCAAAAUUCAUUCUAUAUUUUAUAAAAGUAUUUAUUCUGUAUUUGACUAACCAAAGCUUGAUUUUAACAUCUGAGACUGUCAAAACCUAAUCAUGUCCUGAUACAGCCACAUAUUAGAUAGAUAUAUUUUUAUUUUUCCUGUUUUGUAUGUUUUAUACAGUUGCUCACCCAUCCAAAAAAUACAACAGCUGAACUUGGUUGAACUCUUUUUAGGUCUUAAUAAAACGACUUAUUUUUAUUCUCUCAAUAUUUGCUCUACACUACCCAUGGUUUGCUGUAGCCAGCCAGAGAAAGUGGUCACAGUUAUCAAACGAACCAAAACAACAGAAAUAUUAUUCUCAAGCUCUGAGGACAGAACCGUUCUAUUCUUUGCUAGCCUCAUUCGCAGUACCACAAAUCUAUCAUUUUUCAUGCAACACCUGCCUUUGGCCAGCUUACAGCUAAAACACGCCACAAAUGUAGCGAGGAGUUACAGUUAAUUUCAUCUCUUUAGCAGAGCUGCUUCCAAAAGCCCUUUUUUCAGAGUCCGUUUCCUCAAAUGAGCCCUUGGUUUUCCAGCCAUCUUGUGUCAAUAUUUACUAUUUGUGACUUCUGGUUGUCAGGUGUUUCAUAUGACUGCAAGCACUGUUCAACGGUACAAGCAUAAUCUCCUCUAACACGUUGCAGAUAGAUUUGUUUUUUGCAACCAGCCACACAGUCAUAUACCUCUAGUAAACUGCUGUUUACAUAUUUUCUCAUGUCUAGAUGUCUAUGUAAAUACUUGUAUAUUUUCUAGGUUAUUUAUUGCACCUCUUCAGAAACAUCUCUCAAAUUUAAAUGACAGUAAAGUAACAAUUGCAACAGCUACGUUUGGAAAAAAGCAAACAUUUUAUUAUGAAAUUUGUAUUACAACUUUCAGUGUUUUCUUUUUGUACAAAAAUCCAUGGGCAGUGUGUAGCCCACAAAA
Colossoma macropomum (tambaqui) is the source of this 3103-nucleotide messenger RNA. It is a transcript of the gene bmp6, whose product is annotated as bone morphogenetic protein 6. Gene Ontology annotation, biological process: SMAD protein signal transduction. The record is from RefSeq and is a predicted model, not a curated record. Gene Ontology annotation, molecular function: growth factor activity; cytokine activity. Gene Ontology annotation, cellular component: extracellular region. The coding region runs from base 454 to 1725 and encodes 423 amino acids. NCBI's taxonomy places the organism in Eukaryota, Metazoa, Chordata, Actinopteri, Characiformes, Serrasalmidae. The transcript has 7 exons.